AUGAUACGUGACAUUAUGUGUAAUCCAACCAGUAUAAUCGAAUAUUCUCAACAUAAAUUAGUGUAUCACAUUGAAGUGUUGAAAAAUCAAUUGACGAGAUAUGUGAUCCUCAUGGAGCUUCGUAUGAUCUUGAAACUAAGUAUUGCUGAACACAUCUUAUUUCUACUUUGUAAUGACUGCAUUCUACACAUCGUUGAAGAAUGUUUAUUGGUAAGAUAA
Messenger RNA from Heterobilharzia americana, 219 nucleotides. NCBI's taxonomy places the organism in Eukaryota, Metazoa, Platyhelminthes, Trematoda, Strigeidida, Schistosomatidae. The record is from the annotation of a GenBank genome assembly.